Capsicum annuum is the source of this 743-nucleotide messenger RNA. RefSeq names its product norbelladine synthase-like. Gene Ontology annotation, cellular component: cytoplasm; nucleus. Lineage: Eukaryota; Viridiplantae; Streptophyta; Magnoliopsida; Solanales; Solanaceae. The record is from RefSeq and is a predicted model, not a curated record. Gene Ontology annotation, molecular function: signaling receptor activity; abscisic acid binding; protein phosphatase inhibitor activity. Gene Ontology annotation, biological process: abscisic acid-activated signaling pathway; defense response.
AUUAUGAUUAUAUAAAUCAAGCCACCAAUUUAUUUUAACUUUAUAUAAGUUUCCAGCAGCCAAGAUGGAUUGGGACCUUAUUGCCAUUUAUUUACCCUUUCCUGCUAACAUUUUUCAUCCAAAUUCAAAGUUGGCAAUUGCAGCCAUUGACAGAUUUUGUACUUUGACUCCAAAAAUCCUGAUGAACAAAUCCAUACUAUGACACCUAUAUAUAGGACUCGAAGAGGUUAUAAAACAAAUAUUUUGAGGCGUCAUCGGUUAGUAAUAAUUCUGCGUGGGCUAUGAAGGGGACGAUUUCGGAUGAGAUAGAAGUGAGUGUGCCUGCAAAUGUAGCAUGGGAGCUCUAUGGGACAUUGCAACUAUCUAGGUUCAUUGUGCAACAAUUGCCUACUCUUGUUAACAAAGUUGAUGUGAUUGAAGGUGAUGGUACUACUGGAACUGUCCUCAAAAUCACUUUCCCCCAAGGUACACCAGGAAUACCCUAUUUCAAGGAGAGAUUCAACAUAGUAGAUGAUGAGAAAAGGUACAAGCAAUCUCAAGUGAUUGAAGGUGGAUAUGUUGAUCUUGGUUAUACUUUCUAUGGAAUUAGGUUUGAGGUAAAUGAGAAAGAUGAAAAUUCAUGCAUCACUAAAUUUACAGUGAGUUAUGAAGUUGAAGAUGUGAGACUUGCAAGUCAUGCAUUCACUAUGGUUGAGCCAUUGCAAACUGUCAUCAAAUCAGCCAAGACUUACCUAACAAACAAG